GCAUGUGUCCAUCCUCCCCACUGUCCUCUACCUCCUGCUGGGAGUCUUCAUGAGAACUGGUCCACGCAGCCCGCUCACACAGCGGUGUCCCAGACGCCGCGGUGGGUGGGGCUGGGCUGGCAGUGGUGAGUCAAGCGGCUCUGCAGGUGCUUAAGGUUGUCCUUUCGUGUCCAAUGAGCCGGCAGGAGAAGAGCCGUGGAGCCUGGAAGCUGCUGCUCCGCUCUGCGCUCAAAACGCUGCUGGGCCUGUGGGAAAGCGAGGAACUCUGGCUGCGUUGUGGAUCACGUCAGCCUCCUCACUGCUCUGACCAUCCUUCCUGUUGUGCUGCUGGACCGGAUGUCUGCGCCGUGGAGCCCCUGCACACGCUCGUUCUGCAGCGCUUCUCCACCAGCAAUGACGCCAAAGACCCAGCGGUUGUGAUUCGGUGUUUCCAGCUGCUCACAUCAGUGUUUCAGACUCAGUCAGAUGUCGCCAUCAUGUACAUCAAGGCCCUCGGCGCGCAGCUGGUUCGAUUCCUCCAGACUCCUGAGGUUCUGUCAUUAGUUAAAGUCUGA
Thalassophryne amazonica is the source of this 554-nucleotide messenger RNA. RefSeq names its product HEAT repeat containing 5a (gene heatr5a). The transcript is spliced from 5 exons. The record is from RefSeq and is a predicted model, not a curated record. Lineage: Eukaryota; Metazoa; Chordata; Actinopteri; Batrachoidiformes; Batrachoididae. Bases 174 to 554 code for a protein of 126 amino acids.